AUGGAGGAGGCUGCUCCGGAGGAGGCGCUGGCCGUACGGCGAGCGUUGGAGAUGCUCCAGAUAAACGACCCCGUGUUGAGGGUCCAAGCGGCCAGGGAAAUCCGCCGCCUCACCAAAACCUCCCACCGCUGCCGCCGCCACCUCCGCCAGGCCAUCGCGCCACUAGUCUCCAUGCUCCGAGUCAACUCGCCCGAGUUCCACGAACCCGCGCUUCUCGCUCUCCUCAACCUCGCCGUACAAGACGAAAAGAACAAAAUUAAGAUUGUGGAAGCUGGUGCAUUAGAGCCAAUGAUCAGUUUCCUCAAGUCACAAAAUCCAAAUCUGCAGGAGUAUGCAACUGCAUCUUUGCUCACUCUAUCUGCCUCUCCAACCAACAAACCAAUCAUUAGUGCUUGUGGCGCCAUCCCUCUCCUUGUAAAUACUCUUAGGGAUGGAAGCUCCCAAGCUAAAGUUGAUGCUGUGAUGGCUCUGUCCAAUUUAUCAACACACCCUGAUAACCUCAGCAUCAUUCUCGAAACAAAUGCAAUGCCUUUUAUAGUUAGUCUUCUCAAAACCUGUAGAAAAUCCUCAAAAAUAGCUGAAAAAUGUUCUGCUCUGAUAGAAUCCUUGGUGGGUUAUGAGGAGGGCAGAACUGCCUUAACAUCUGAAGAAGGUGGGGUUCUUGCAGUUGUGGAAGUUCUUGAAAAUGGCACUCCCCUGAGUAGGGAACAUGCUGUUGGAGCACUACUGACAAUGUGCCAAAGUGAUAGAUGUAAAUACAGGGAACCAAUUCUUAGAGAAGGUGUUAUUCCAGGACUUCUUGAGCUUACAGUUCAAGGAACCCCUAAAUCUCAGCCAAAAGCACGUACCCUUUUGCAGUUACUGAGAGAGUCUCCAUAUUCAAGACCUGAAGUUGAACCUGACACUCUUGAGAACAUAGUGUGUGACAUCAUAUCUCAGAUUGAUGGAGAUGAUCAAUCUGGUAAAGCAAAGAAGAUGCUGGCUGAGAUGGUCCAAGUCAGCAUGGAGCAGAGUUUGAGACAUUUGCAACAAAGGGCUCUUGUAUGUACUCCUAGUGAUAUGCCUAUUACAAGUUGUACUUCUGAAGUUUCUUCAAAAUAG
Messenger RNA from Sphenostylis stenocarpa, 1101 nucleotides. Lineage: Eukaryota; Viridiplantae; Streptophyta; Magnoliopsida; Fabales; Fabaceae. The record is from the annotation of a GenBank genome assembly.